AUGCCCCCAAUAUGCCCAUCCACUGUAAGACGUUCAGCAUGCCUCCAACAGCUUUCUCAAAUAUCUGCUGGUCUGAAUAUGAGCCAGCUCCAACCACCACCACCACAACCACUGCAACCUUCAUGUGGCAGGGGGAGGGCUAGGGCUAGGGCUAGGGCAAGGGCAAGGGGUAUCACUAUUGUGACUUGUGGGAGGGGAGGAGGAGGAGGAGGAGGAGGUACCGACCAUCCAGACCCCCCCCAAUAUCAACAUGCAGCAGAUCUGAAUGAUGGAGAUGCCACUCCGACUCCUGGGGAUGAUACCAACUUUGCCCCUUCCAAGAUCAGAUGGGAAACUGUCAACCAUGAUCACACUACCCCCCUUGUAUCCUGGCUUGCUGUGCAUUCACCUGACUGUCACAUACUCUUCUCCGACAACAAAAAGCAAUGUGACAUGACAAUCAGCACUGAUUGUCCUUCUGGCAGGAGUAAAGCCGAAAUCCACCUUGUAAUUGCCAAACAUAUCUUCACCAAUGACCCAGUAUAUGGGCCCCAGUAUGCUGUAGAAGAGAAUAGGCCAAAGUUUGGACAAGCUGUUGCCAAUUGCCUUGCAUAUCUUAGGGGGAAGUAUAAGGCUGCAAUUGCUUGGUUUGGGAUGACUGGUGCUGGCGUCAACCCUCUCAACCCUCAGGCUAAAGACAACCCUGCCUUUUCUCUGAAGACCUUCUCCUCUGUUCCUGGCAAAGAUCGUGCUGGUGGCCUCCACAUGUUCACCCAACCUAAAACCAAACCAAUUGCCUCUAGCUCUGUGGUAUGCUUGCAACCAAAGGGGAAAGAGAGGGCUUUAGAUUUUGAUCCUGAUGACCUCCUGGAUGAUGAUGCUCCUCGCACUACCACCUCUAACAUACCCAACCCUCCUGCUGACAGCGCCCCACCUGCCACCUUUACUGAGGCCUAUGACCCUGCACAUGACAACUAUGACCCUAUGUAUAACAACUACAACCCUGUGCCUGAAGAGUUGGACUACACAAUGGGUGGUGGAAAUUGGGAUGGUGGUGCUGAGGACUUGGAGAUGGAGGAAGAUAACUAUGGGGAUCAGAGCGAUACUUGGCAGCGUCUAAGCAGCAAACACCCAUACCAAAUGUCCCCCUCACCACACCCUACCUUCAAGCCAUUAAAUCAUGCCUCUGAGUAUGAUCGCUGUGAAGUGGCUUUCACUGGCAAGUCUCAUGGUGCAAUAGAGCGUGAUGAAGCUGCUUCAGUGCAUGUGUGGUCACAGGAGGCAAAGGCACUUGAGCUUCAUCUUCUCAAAGCACAGGCCAAAGUUCAGUCUGAGAAGGCGGCUGCCCUUCACCUUGAAAUCGAGUUGAUCAACCUGAAAGAAGUGUCUUCAUCAAAGGGGGGUUCCUCAUCCACUUAA
Molecule: messenger RNA, 1398 nt
Organism: Suillus subaureus
Lineage: Eukaryota; Fungi; Basidiomycota; Agaricomycetes; Boletales; Suillaceae
Exons: 4
Coding region: 1-1398 (465 amino acids)
Source: RefSeq, a predicted model, not a curated record